AUGGGUUCAUCGCUUCCAUAUGCUUUUAUUACUGUAUCAGUUUUGUUAUUUACACAACUCUGGCCUACAGUGACAGCUACAAGUGCCUGUUCAACCUGCACACAAACAAGUCCAACGCUUACCAUUGAUACGACAAGCUCUGGAUCAACUCCGUUUGAUAGCGAUGUUAUGGGAACGGAUGGAAAUGGAUGUGUGACAAGAACGCUAACUUGUACAUCAACAGUUGUUGGGUAUCCUGCGGAUAUUUCGGUGAAUCUU
Molecule: messenger RNA, 258 nt
Organism: Mesorhabditis belari
Lineage: Eukaryota; Metazoa; Nematoda; Chromadorea; Rhabditida; Rhabditidae
Source: the annotation of a GenBank genome assembly